Messenger RNA from Schizosaccharomyces osmophilus, 936 nucleotides. RefSeq names its product pyridoxine-pyridoxal-pyridoxamine kinase. Gene Ontology annotation, cellular component: cytosol. The record is from RefSeq and is a predicted model, not a curated record. Gene Ontology annotation, molecular function: pyridoxal kinase activity. The transcript is spliced from 5 exons. Gene Ontology annotation, biological process: pyridoxal 5'-phosphate salvage. Bases 1 to 936 code for a protein of 311 amino acids. NCBI's taxonomy places the organism in Eukaryota, Fungi, Ascomycota, Schizosaccharomycetes, Schizosaccharomycetales, Schizosaccharomycetaceae.
AUGGAUCUACUAGAAACGAAACGCAUUUUGGCUGUUCAGUCAUCGGUUUGUCACGGUUACGUUGGUAAUCGUUCUGCUACAUUUCCAUUGCAACUUUUGGGCUGGGAUGUGGAUGUUAUACCCACCGUAGAGUUGUCAAACCAUGCAGGCUACCCAAUUGUCAAAGGAAGAACUUUGGAUGCUGCUCACAUUAUGGACUUGUACGAAGGCGUAAGCCUUGCUAACCCAAAUGGAUACGAUUGCCUUUUGACAGGCUAUUCCAGAGGAAAAGAAUGUGUAGAAACCAUUUUUCAAAUCGCUAAACUUGUAAAAGCGAAAAACCCAAAUGCCAUUUGGGUAUUAGAUCCUGUCCUAGGAGAUAAUGGAAAACUUUAUGUCGAAGAAGCAAUACUUCCUUUAUAUCGUUCCAUGCUGCCUUACGCAGAUUUAAUCACGCCCAAUGGAUUUGAAGCUGAGGUUUUGACAGAGAUGCCCGUAAACUCAUUAGCGUCUGCCUAUGACUGUGUUCAGGUUUUGCACGAGAUGUACCAUAUCAAACACGUCGUAAUUUCCUCAUUCUUGGCAAUAGAAGGAAACGUUUGGAAACUUUAUUGUUUUGCUUCUUCAAUUGGUUCGAAGCCCUUUUAUGUGAAGAUUCCAUUCAUUGAAGGCUUCUUCUGCGGUACCGGUGAUUUAUUAACAGCUCUGCUUGCAGCUCAUAUCGCUUCCAAUGAAUUUAAAGAAGAUUCUGAUUCAUUUAAGAGAGCAAUUGAAGUUUCCUUAAGCUCAGUUCAUGAAGUCGUGCAACGAACCGCUUCUCGGGUCGAGUCUUUGAAUGUGAAAGAGUAUCAUCCAGCAUACUCGGAGCUUUCAAUCGUGAAAAGUCAACAUAGCAUUCUUUCUCCUUCAUUCCCAUUGUUUGGAGUUUAUUUCGAUAGAUCUCAAAACGCCGUAUAA